Drosophila biarmipes is the source of this 2724-nucleotide messenger RNA. It is a transcript of the gene Alp13, whose product is annotated as alkaline phosphatase 4. The transcript is spliced from 3 exons. The coding region runs from base 912 to 2357 and encodes 481 amino acids. Lineage: Eukaryota; Metazoa; Arthropoda; Insecta; Diptera; Drosophilidae. The record is from RefSeq and is a predicted model, not a curated record. Gene Ontology annotation, biological process: dephosphorylation. Gene Ontology annotation, molecular function: alkaline phosphatase activity.
UUCAAAAUGAUUGGGGAAAGGAUUGCUUUUAAAGCCAACAUUUUUUAUCUUUUCUUCUUGCCACUAAUGGUUUUCUUUUUUUUCUUAGAAGAGUGCCCACUGUAUGUGCACUUAGUUCGCUGUGUAUCUGCUCGGUCUGGGCUUUUCGGUUCGUAUUCCGGGCCUGGGCGAAUUGUAUAUAAUUAGCGCAUUUAUUGACUAACUGCCGCUUGCAACACAAAAUGUUCGUAGCAACAAAGAGCGAUAGAGGGAAAAACAAUAAUUACUUGGCUUACUGGCCUGGCCCUCCCAAGUACACGGAUAUCAGCUGCCAUAUAUACUUAUGACGUGUGUAGGUGGGACCUGCUAAUACCUAUGUACACGAAGCACGGUCAGGCGAUUUCGAUUGACAAAUGUGCGUGUGCUGCAAUUUUCCACCGGCUAAACCAGCCCCCAAAGCUACCACCCAGCCCACACACACACCCCAUCCAUACGGCCUGAUUGCAUCUCUUUCCUCGGUUCUAGUCCUCUCUUUCUAGCGGCACAAACAUUGCUGGCGUUUCGAUUUUAAUUUCUUAAUUGAAUUUGUUUGGGGCGCAAGUCUUCAUAUGUGUGUGCUUGGAAAAGCGAUACCCUGACUGCAACUCUUGCAUACCUGGGCACUUUGAAACGGCCGUAUCCGCAGAUGUAUCGCUAGAAUCGCUCGUAGGUGCCAUAUUUUCAGUUGACACGCCAAUUAGUGCAUUUAUAAUUCAUGACGUGGGUUAAUUGCUACACUUAAACCCAACUAAACGGCCAGCUAUUGGGGGCUGUAAGGCCCCUAAGAGGAAACCCGAACCUUAUCUCGAACAACAGAUAGCAGAUAAAGUUGUUUAUGGUUUAACCCGAAGAUCAGAGAGCCUCUGUGAAUCAGUUUUUGACACAUCUUCGCAAUGGUAACCACACAACGGACCAAAGAGAUUUGCCAGGCGGUGCGGUUGAAGUCCACGCAGGUGUUCCUGGUGGCCGGAACUUGUUUGAUGACGGUGAUGGUCACCCUGCUCUGCAUUGGCUUUAUGACCCGGUAUGAGGUGGAGAACGAGGUGGCCAACGUGGCGGAUGUGGACUACUGGAAGGACAAGGUGGCGCCAUCGCAGAAAAUCUGGUAUGACAGGGGCAUUGAGGAGCUCAACGAGGCGCUGAGAUCUCCCAAGGAUACGCAGUAUCCCAGAAAUGUAAGGAUAUUUCUGGUUCAGGGUGUUGAUGGUCGAGACUUGGCUGCCUUUCGGUUUUCAGCUUCAAUAGAUAAUAGCCAGGGAAAUACCAACUUCGUUUGGGAUCAGUUUCCCCACUUGGCUCGCUUGAAGAACAGCUGCAGUCGGCAGUUUCCCUGCCAAGUGGACAGGGUUUCCAGAGCAAUUUGGUCUGGGAUCCCCUUGGAUGAGGUACCCGCAAGCCCUACAGAUUGCGGAGAGCUGGUUAAUGAAACAGAAUACCCGCUGAGUAUUCUUCGCCAGGCUCAAUUGGCUGGUCUAAGAACGGGAUUUGUGACCACCCUAAGGAUCACAGGAUCCACAGGAGCCGCUUUGGGAAAUACCUACAGCCACUACGAAUGUGAUGAGAGGAUGCCUUUGGGAUUUUCAAGAUUUGGGUGCCAGGAUACUGCUCGUCAGCUGAUCUUCGGUGAGACUGGUAAAUCCCUAAAUGUAAUCAUGGGAGGUGGGAGGCAAAUGCUGAGCAGUGUGGUGCCCAAAACCCACUGGGAUCCAGUGGAUGAGCUGCUCUGCGAGUCCAACGAUGGUCGCAAUCUUCUAAAGGAGUGGAGGAACCAGAAACUCAGGGAGAGCAAAGUAAACCCCAUAAAAUUCGAUUUAGUACAGCGAACCGAUGAGCUGGAGUCCUUGAAUGCCAGUAGUUUUGAUCAUAUUCUGGGCAUAAUGGCAAAUGGAGAUUUAAGAAGAAAUUCAAGGGCGCCAAGUCUUAAAUUGAUAGUCGAAAAGUCUGAAGAAGUAAUGAAAAAGCCAGGACAAGGUUACCUUCUCAUAGUGGAACACUUUGUUAAGUCAGACAUUGACAAAAGAAAGGAGCUGCAGCUUUUGAACGAAACUUUGGCUAAUCUUCACGAAGAUAGAGAUACUCUUACGUUAGUUUUCAUGACCAAUGCCGUCUAUCCCAAACCAAGUUUGGAUGUGAGUGAAGAAACGGAGACGAUAAACCACCUUCCUGAGACUUCUGGGGAGACGGAACUGGAAAUCCAACAAAGAUUAUAUCGAAUGCCUCCGGAUAGUUUGCUUUUCGCACGGGGACCCAAGUCAGCAAUUUUUCAUGGUGUUCGGAGGGAAACCUUUCUGGCUCAUGCUGUGGCCCAUGUCCUUAGCAAGAGUAUAGUUAAGGGAUAACACAUUUUAUCGACGUUGUUUAUACUAGUAAAAUUUAGUAAGGGCACAAUAUUUAGUUUCUUUAUUAAAAUGAUUUUUAAAAAAAAUAAUAAUAAAUCACUGCAGUAAGUAACUGAGUAAACGAAAUAAGUAUGUUGGCAAAAAAAAGAUAUUAAAACAAAGAAACGCAAAAUAUUUAAUAUUUUUUGAUUAUGGAUCAAAAUGUAUAGGAACUUGUUUAUACAAUAUUUUUUUAACUAACAAGAAAGGGGUUUCAAGACGCACCUAUUUUAAAAACGAAAUUUAUCGUACAGAACUGCAAACUCAUAUAGCAGAUACCUCAGAAUAUAACAUCCCAAAUAAAACGCCACCUAAUAUUUUGAUUCGA